Diversispora eburnea is the source of this 1236-nucleotide messenger RNA. NCBI's taxonomy places the organism in Eukaryota, Fungi, Glomeromycota, Glomeromycetes, Diversisporales, Diversisporaceae. The record is from the annotation of a GenBank genome assembly.
AUGAGUGAAAGAUCUUUGAGGAAACGACGUCAUAAUCCUUACACGUCAACAGCAAGUAAUGCUCUUUAUGUAGGUUACGUUGAAGAUGAUGAAUCCAUUGGUGCAAUAAUGAAAAAGUUUGAAGAAUUGGAACGUAUUCAAGAAGAAAUUGCGGCUUCCAAAUCUACAGAAUCUUUUUCAAAUAAUUCUCCUAGUCAAAUUUCGAUCCCCGAAAAUGAAAGUUUAACCGAAGAGCAACUUGAAGAAGUUUUUAGAAGAACUUCAAGUUUUACAGUAAAAUCUGCCACAUUUGCACCUAACCUUGAUGAGGUGGACGAUUUGGAUUAUUGGAGGAUUGAAAUGGAAGAUGGAAAUACUGCUGAAUAUGAGGAGGAGGACGAUUAUAUGACAGUCGAUAAUGACUUUUGGGAUGAAGAAUUUGGAGAAAGAAAGCGACGGAAAACGGAAAGAUCGGGAACAGAGCGUAGACGAAAUUUAGGUAGAGAAAAUCUAUUGCAACGAUAUAAAGUUAUGCAAGUAAGACUACAAGAUAGAAAUGGAAAUUUCUUCACAAUUAAGAAGAAAGUAAGUCUUCCAACAUAUAUUAGAAUUCCUUCUUUGCCAAUGCCACGUUCUUGGGCACAUACAAUUUUACCUCCAUUAAACGAGUCAUCUUCAAUUACUAAUGGGUCAAGAUAUUUCGAAAAAAAUAUUUUAUCAAUGGAUUUCACUAAACUAGGAACAGAUUUUCAAGCACUAUAUAUUGAUCCCCCCUUCCUUUUACCAAAUGAAAGUCCAUCUCCCGGAAAAAUCUCGUUGAAACAAUUUAGUGAACUUAAAAUUACAAAUAUUGUUCCAAAGGGAUUUCUAUUUAUUUGGGUUGAAAAGGAAUUUAUACCGGAUAUAGUUCAGAUAGCAGAAAAAUGGAAUUUUCGUUAUGUUGAAAACUUUUGCUGGAUAAAAAAACACGUUAACAAUCAGAUUUCUCGUGAACCAUAUCGAUAUUUUAAUAAAUCUAAAUUAUCUCUCUUGAUUUUUAGAAAGUUACGUCAUCAAAGAAAUCCGGAUUGCAUAUUUGAUUUCAUCAAACCUGGAAAUUCGGAAACAAAGCCAAGAGUAAUUUAUGAAGUUAUAGAAACAUUAUUACCACAAGCUUGUUAUAGCGAGAAAAAUAAUAAAGGCGAUAAACUAUUAGAAUUAUGGGCAAAAAAGGGAGUUCGUCGUAAAGGAUGGACGACCGUAGUACAACAAUUCUAA